Molecule: messenger RNA, 2326 nt
Organism: Suillus fuscotomentosus
Lineage: Eukaryota; Fungi; Basidiomycota; Agaricomycetes; Boletales; Suillaceae
Exons: 5
Coding region: 231-1970 (579 amino acids)
Source: RefSeq, a predicted model, not a curated record
UACCGCCACUCGAGUCAGAGAUGCACGCUGCCAGCACGUUUCCUUGAGCCACGCUAUAGCUCUCUCCACACUGUUUUCCUAUAUCAAUCACCUUUAUUUUAUUUUAUUUCUCUCUCUCUUCUCCCUCUCUCUCUCACCGUUUGACGAUAUACUUCCGAGUCAACGACAUACAGUCUUGGUUAUCUACUACAUCACAAUCUGUAUCAAUUUUCGUUUAAUAACCGUAUUUCAUGUCCACAAUUCUCUCCAGCUCGGAAACGACAAACACUUCGCCGACUCCGAUCAGUCCUUUCUCCAACUAUUCAGCUGCUAGUGACGCUACUUCAGAUGAGUCACCCGACCUUGGGGCUUUCACCACUGUCUUUAGGGCUCUCAACCACCUUCAGCCACUCGUGCCUCCUCGAGGAGGUGCCUACAUCUACCCAGAGUUUGAUACACCCUCUACCGACGCUGUCCCGCUCUCUUCACUUCCGACUGACUCGGAGUUCAUAGAAGGCUCUACGGUAUGGAACCAGAGCAUGCUAGCGUCUUACCUCGCAUCCUCGAGCUCCUCACACACACGCUCGGCAUUGACCAGCAUGACCGCAAGCCCGCCCCUUCCAAAUCCCGAUGAGACGGAAGGCGAGCUUGAGCCGCUCACAUUCACGUUCACGACACCUAGUCGAUCACAGUCUCAUAAUUCGGAUGCGGACCUGAGUCAUGAUCCUUCGCUUUCUGAUGGAGAUAUUGACUUAGGAGAUCAACCCACUCUUGGUGACCUCGGUGGCGCGUUUUCCUUCCUUGCUGCAGAGCGUGCCAGAAUUGCUGCCCGUGAUCGUGGCACAGGCAAAGAUAGCUCCACGAGCGAUGGCGCUUGGAGAAACGAUGCGGAACCUCGCCGUACACGCAAGCGGAGAAGAAAGAAGGCGAGGGUGAUUCAACUCCUGCAGCGAGAUCCAGAGAACGUGGAACAUGAAGGCACGAGUCACACCACAGGGACCAGCACAAUUCUGGGCGUAUCUGGGACAAGCGAGCUUAUCACUGUCUCCUCGAACCCAGAGCCCGAACCUGAGACAGAAGAAUCGUCGUCUGGCGAUAAUGCUGCUGUCACUAUUCCUUCGACACCUGCACACAAGUCAUCAUUAGAUAGGCUGCGCCACAGUCGUUCUACCCCAUCAUUGCAUCUAUCACAGAUACCCACCAAUCCUCAAAUUCUCAAGUUACGUUGCCUUGCCCAUAAGCUACGACUCAAGUUCCCGGAGGACUACGACCGCAUUACGGCGUUGCUCACGCAGGACUUUAGCGGUGUCGAUUCCGACUUUUCAGACCCUAGGGGUCCAGCACCGCGACCUAGAGAUUCUUUGAUUCAUGUUUUUAUUGACCAGAAGCUACGCCUCUCUCAUGCAGCCCUCGCGCUCCUCCUUGAACGCGGACGUCCCAUCACGCGGCGUUGUCCUGACACAGCCGAACAGCUCGGGUACGAAGUCUGCAUUUUUGUGCGCGUGCCAGACAGUGGGAACGGGCAGUACCGUCGUCCACCAAGUGCCAACACUAGUGCAGAAUCAUGGCGCAAGGGACAUGCGCGAGCGUCAUCAGACUCUGACAAAGGCAUAGGUGGUAGCGGAGGCGCAGGCUUAACUGCGUCUGGGAGCGGCGGCCGUAAUGGACGUGUCCGCUAUCGAGAGCAGGGUGUUGAUGAACUGUUGCAGCUGAAGCUGCAUCAGGCGAUUGCGGAUGCGGACGUGCCGCGUCCGGGUGCAACGAUAGUGCUAGCAACAGGUGACGGGAACGUCGGGCAGUUCAGCGACCAGGGCUUCCUUGGUCCUGUGCGAAUUGCACUGAAGAAGGGGUGGCGCGUGGAGCUAUACGCAUGGGAGGAUGGCCUGAGCCGUGCUUGGAAGAAGGAGUUUGGCGAGGGCACGCCGUGGAAGGAUAGGUUCCGCAUCAUCAAGAUGGAGGAUUUCGCGGAGGACUUAUUGGAGGUCGAAUAGGGGCGGUGAGCUGUGCCGUCUGUGUUUAAUUGCUUUGUCGAGAUGUUUGUUCUUUUAUUGUUGUGCAUGUUGAGGGUACUAUUUCACGGGGGGUUGGCCUUUAUGCAUUAUGCUGACCCAGCAACGGCGUUCUUUUUUAUCUUGGGUUGUAACUAGCAUUCACAAAUUUGUAUCUUAAGCAGGUACGAGUUACUGUUAUCAUGAGUUAUGUAGACGUCGGUUGUACGUAGUGUCUACUAUGGUAAUUACAAAGUUAACUUCCUGUGCGCGGUAGCACACUUGAGCUGGUUGAAUGGGAGACGCAGAUCAUCGGUCCCCUUCACCCCCCAUUGUGGCUGACUUGCUCUCAGUUUAGC